AUGGCAUCCAAGAACUUGUACAAGCUGUCGCCUUCUUUGAGCCACCUGCUCGGCAAGAGCGAGCUCACUCGUCCGGCCGCCGUUAAAGAAUUUUGGGCCUACGUGAAGCAGCAUGAGCUGCAGGAUCCCAAGGAUGGGCGGGUGAUCCACCCGAACCAGGAGAUGAGAGACGUCUUUCGAGUGGACCAGAUUGGCCUUACGCAAGUGAUGGGACUAAUAUCCAAGCAUCUUGAGAAAAAGUCUGGACAAGCAAACCGCACGUGA
Messenger RNA from Peronospora belbahrii, 264 nucleotides. The record is from the annotation of a GenBank genome assembly. Lineage: Eukaryota; Oomycota; Peronosporomycetes; Peronosporales; Peronosporaceae.